Molecule: messenger RNA, 6327 nt
Organism: Saprolegnia parasitica CBS 223.65
Lineage: Eukaryota; Oomycota; Saprolegniomycetes; Saprolegniales; Saprolegniaceae
Exons: 2
Coding region: 1-6327 (2108 amino acids)
Molecular function (GO): GTP binding
Source: RefSeq, a predicted model, not a curated record
AUGGAAAUUCCAGCCAACGACGACAUCGGCCUCACGGAGACGCUCCGCCAAGCGGUCGAGGCCUCCAUGCACCUCCAAGGCGCCAUCCGGGCGACGAACGAAGCUGCGAUCAACCUCGCGGUAGGGCAUUUCAACAAGCAUGCGAGCGCGCUGGCUUUGCAGCACUGGGUCGUGGACCAGAGCAAGCUCACCGACUCGACGACGCUGCUCCAGCGCCUCCCCGUGCUCGAGAAGAUGCUGACCCAGAUGCGCUGCGAGGUGUCGGUCGUGGGCGAUGCGCCUUCGGACGACCAGGUCAUUGCCCGUGCUAGCGGUGGCGCCGCCCUCUUUGGUCACUGCUUUGGAUUCCGCGGCUCAUCCAAGGGCGUCGCCAUGACCAUCUUGCAGCCACCGAUCGAGUGCGAGCUCGAAGCACCCACGAUGCGCACGGGUAUCGCGGAAGUCUGGUUUGCCAGCGCCGUCGAGGCCAAAGCCUUUUGCACCGCCGUGCGAUCGAGCGGCCACGCAAAAGCACCACGUGACGACACUCAUUUGCCACCGUACAUGGCGUCCGUCGUGCAAGUGAACUAUGCCUGCGUACCCCUGAAAUCGUUCGACUUGGACGUGUUGUCAGCGCCGCUCACCGCAUCGGCGAUGGCCGAGGCCGCGAGCGUCACGGACGCAGCAUCAGCCAAGGAGUUUCUUUACGACUUUGGCUCGCACGUGCGCAGCGGGAUCUUCCACGUCGGCGGCAUCUUUUGGAAGACAGUCGACAUCUCGACCGACGUGGACGUCGCGACCGCGCAGCUCCAGGCGAUCUGCCCGGCCCGUCUCGCGGCCGGAGAUCUCUCGAUCAACUACAGCAGCUUUCCAUACCAAAGCCGCAUCGACGCGUGCGAGCGCACAUUGCAGAACAAGCUCCGAACACGGUGCAAUGUUACGACGCUGAUCGAGUGCACCGGGCCAGACGCACUGAGCGUUGCGAUCUUCCAGCAGCGACUCGCCCUCGACCGCACGACGUGGCAUGUCAUUGGCUUUCCAACAACGCGCGUCGGCGUUUGGGACCUACUUGCAGCCGCAGGUCUUGAGCGGGCUGCCAACCUUGUGCGCGAUGCGUGGCUCGACCUCGUCUCGGGAUGUGCGAUGACACCGGACGUUGCGGCGGCGGUGUCUGCGGUGUAUACCGACGCAUGGGUGGCCGACCCGGCCUUUGGUACGGAAUGCAAGCGCACCAAUGUCAGCAGCGCGGACGAAGCUGAGAGAACCAUUGCUCAAAUGCUGGACGCUGCGACCACUGGCAACGUCGACGGCCUCGCGCUGGUCGAAGUCAUCUUGCUCGCGCUUCGCUUUGACUCUACGCUCAAGGGGACGGUUUUGGUCGACUGCAUGCGGGACCCGCGUCUGCAUACGGCGUUGCGCCGACUCGUCGCGGCCAGCGACAUGACGGCACUGACCGAGCUCGGUGCGAUCUACGGCCGCGUUCUCGGAGCUGUGCUGGCCACAGCGGGUAUCAACCUGGAUGCGACGGUGGACGAAACACUGAAGCGUGCCGGGCGGCUGGCCGAGCUCAAAAAGGGUGUUGGCAAGCUUCUCGCGCCUCUCUACGACUGGCAAGUACCCGAGAUGGACGCCCGCGACGUUCCCAUCGCUCUGAAGCUCGUCCAUCGGGCAUUCUCCAACGCGGCGAUGCCCGACGGAGUGCUUUUGACGCGCCGCGUCGCCGAGCUGCUCAUUCAAAAUGGCACGCCGGCCCCUCCAGAACUCUGGGGUAUUGCGCAGAAGUUUGGCUGCUCGAAGGACGGCUUUGCUGCGAAGCUCAACACAGCGCAUGUUUUGGCCAUGGCCGAUGCAAUGAUGUUGGCGCUCCAUGACGGUGUGGCGGUCAACGGCUCGGACGACGACAUGCCGCCAGUUCAAGUCAAGCGUGAGGCCGCACCCGUUGUCGUCGAUGCACCCAACACGCCCGCCUUGCGCUCGAUAAGCCAUCUCUUGACGGUCGUCUCCAAGCCAAACAAGACAACGGACCUCCCCGGGCGCCUUUGGUACACGCUCAAACACCGUCUGUGCUUGGUCAAGGAGCUCUACACCACAAUAUCGGGCGUCAAACGCAAGUACGCGGAUCGGCGGGUGCAGGAUGAUUCGCCUCCUGGCCCCGUGGUGUCGGAUGCGCUCUUGACCCUCGUGGCCUCGCUGACGCCGGCCGCGCGCGCCCAAGUGCACCGUCUUCUUCUCGACCGCCGCUACCUCGUGCCCUUUCUUGUGCCGUCGACAGGCAAUGGGCUUCGGUCCGAAGCUCGCGCGCUGAGCCUCGUGGAGACGUGUCUCGUCGACGGAAGAGCCUCGCUGAUGCGCGAUACCUCGGUCACGCGCGUGGCGGUCGUGUCGGAGCAGCCCGCGAGAAGCAGCAAAACCAAGGACUGGAUCAAGAGCGUCUUCCACGUCGACUCGGUGCACUGCCUCGACCGUGCGCACAGCAAGAACGUCACGGACGCCCCAGUGGUCGCCGAGCUCGGCUGGGGCUUUGUCCGGAAUGUUCAAGAGAGCACGGAGUUUACGACCGUCAUGGUGCUCCACGUCAUUGGCGACUACAUGCACCUCGAGGCGUUCAUUACGCAGUUUGCCGACGUUUUGGUCGUCGACGCGGGGUCGGAGCCCAGAAUGCGCAUGACGCUACCCCGGGGCACGGUGCUGCAGUGGCGCGUCUCGGACAAAUACAAGAACGAUAUUCCUCUCGUCCAGGAAGCGCACAUGAUUGCAGUCGCGCUCGCGUGUCCCAUGUCGACGUCCUUCCAGCGCAUCUCCAACUACAUUUUGCGCGAGCCGAGCGAUGCGCCCAAGCUGCCAGUCGGCCAGCUGACACUGCCAAGCCUCGUGCAGCGGGAGCCUCCACCGCGAGAGCGCGUAGCGCGCCUGCUGGCCGACACGGACUUUGCGACGCUUCGCACCGAGACCUUGGUGCUCCAGCAGCGCUUUGCCCGCGAGUCGGCUCUGCGCAGUGCGCUGCAGCGUGAGACGAGCGUUCCCAACCAAGAGUUGCUGCGCCAGCAGAUCGCCUCGAGCACAGCUGUGCACAAGAAGAUCAUUCGCCGCGUCUUCCGUGUGCCCGUGCUCGAGUACUUUAUGCACGUUCUCGAGCGGCCGACCGUCGCGGACCGCGAGAUGCGCCUCAUCGACCUCGAGCGUCGACUGGCCGAGUGCUGCAAAGCCAUCCCGGCCGCAGCGCAUGAUGCGUGCAGUGGAGCGUAUGCCGCUCGCAGUGCCGUCGACAACGCGGCCACGCGCUCGGCGUAUGCAUCCGCCGUUGAGACACGGAGCAACAUGGUCACCGGUGUCGAGCAUCUCUGGCGCGAGCUCUCGCACAUCUUCGCCGCCGACCCGGACGUGUACAGAGAGCUUCCGCGACUUGCGGUCCAGCACCUCGUCGACGGCUUUCCGUUGGAGCUCAUGGACGGUGACGCCGGCAUGGUCAACGACAAGUGGAUCCGCGCUGUGCUGCACUGCCUGGAGGAUACGCUGCCCGUGAACACUCGCGUGUUUGUGCUCUCGGUUCUCGGCGUCCAGUCGUCGGGCAAGUCGACGCUGCUGAACUGCAUGUUUGGCGUCCGACUCCGAACGAACGUUGCGCGGUGCACGCGCGGUGUCAACCUGCAGCUUCUCGCUUGCGACAACGGCGGCGCCUACGACUAUAUCUUGCUACUGGACACGGAAGGCCUUCAGUCGCCCGAGUUCGUCGGCGUCCAAGGCAACGUGUGGCGCGACAACCGCAUGGCGUCCGUGGCGAUCUUGCCUGCCGAUGCGACCAUCAUCUUGACAAAGGGCGAGUCGACCAGCACGAUCAACGACGUGCUUCCGAUUGUGCUCUCGGCGUUUGCCAACUCGGAGCUGGCAGCCGCCUCGGGUGGGCACCUCUCGUCGAAGCUCUACUUUGUGUUCAACCAGAUUGACGUGACGCAGAAGCGCAGCAUGGAGACGAGUCUCCAAGCGCUCGUACACAGUUUGCGCCUCAACGCCACGAAGAUUGCUGCCGUGCGCAAGGCGCAGUCGGCCACGACGUUCCUGCGCGACUUUUGCACCGACAUUACGGACGAAGUGCGCUGUGACGCGCGCUUUCUGGGUGUGACGCAAGGCCAGACGACGCCGCCCAACGAUGUGCCCUUGCCCGACUUUGGCGACCGUCUUGUCCGCUUUCGGGACCACAUUCACACUCGGGCUAUGGACGACGGCGCGUGGCAGGCGCGGACCUUUGGCAAGCUCAGCGAGAGCUUUGACUUGGUCUGGAUGUGCCUUCAGAGCGCCGACUUUGAACUCGACUUUGCAUCGACGCACCAACGUGUCGUGUACGAUCAGCUGGUCGAGGCCAUGGCAGGGCACACGCACGAACUUGCCAAGAUCUACAGCGAGGCGUUUGACGCGGUGCUGCAGGCGAUGAGUGCCGACAGCGCAGCUAAGACGGCGCCGAACGCCAGUUGUAGCGGCCAGUACACGACACUCCUCGAAGACACGGUCAAGAAGGCCGUGGAUACGCUGGACGCUGUCGUGGCCACGAUGCUGCUGGAGCCCGCGUUUGCCGAGUGGGUGCUCAAGAUGCAAGAUUCGUGGACGGACAAGAAGCGGCACCACGCGUCGCACACGGCGCGGCUCGUCGAGUCGAAAGUGCAGCACCUGUUUGAGUUUGACGCGAUCACCAAGGUCUACAAGGAGGAAAUCCAAACGGCGAUUGUCGACCACAACGCGACGUGCGGCCCCGAGAAGACACUGGCGGCUUUGACGGCAUCUUUGACGCGAUUGUGGACAAGCGGUGUCUUUACGCCCGACGAGCUCCGACUCUUGGCCAGCGACGACGACGAGGUCGGAGACGUCUGGCGGCCGUUGAAACACAUGCCGCAGGGUGCCGAGGCAUCGCGCGAGGCAGAGGUUGUCGAUGCCGUGCGCGAACGCGUGGCCAGCGACCUCGCGGAGGUCGACCGCUACGCGGACCACGCCGCGCUUUUGUGCGUGAUGAACGUCAAGCAUCUAGUCAACACCAUGCAGUUGAAGCCGUCGGAGCUCAAGACUGGCCUUCGCACGCUUGAAUUGACGCUUCAGGCCGAGCUCCAGCAGCGGCAAGAGCGCUGGGACGCGGCCAACAGCGUGGUCGCAAAGUUUGAAGCACACCGUCCGAGCAUGCUUCGCUUUGCGCAAAGUGUCGCCGAGGGUCAGAAGACGGCACAGCUGCUAACGACGACACUGAACGAGUGGCUCGGACGCCACUUGAAGAAGGCGUUUGAAGAAGAAGUCGUGAGCGUUGUCGCGUCGGCGCUCAAGGAUGCGCGUUGGGUGUGUACUCCCGACGCGAUGCAGGCCGCCUUGGACAUGGACCUCUUGCAGCUCAUGCGGAAGCGGGACAUUGACACUGUGCUUGACCACAUUCAACGACCGGCCAAGCUUGUUGCGGACGUCACGCACCGCCUCGUAUUGGCUCAAGUGCAAGCGUGCUACGUCCGCGUCGCCAAGAAGCUUGUGCUCGACGUCAAAGAGUGCAUUGGGAGUGCGAGUGCCGCCGCGCGUGACGCUGUCUGCCAGCGCAGUGAAGUGUUUGUUUACACACUGCGCCUCACGCUCCAGCGCCGGCUCAAAUGCAGUGGCACGAGCGCGCUGAUUGAAAGCCUUCCGUUGGUUGCGGGGGACGUGAUGAACUGUGACGACCAAGGACCGUCUGCGUUUGAUAUCGACGACGGACGCAGCAUCCCGAAGAGUCUGUUGGUGUGUGUGGCCGCGCUCGAUGCUUCUCUCGGACCAUCGGCAGUGCUGAGCUCGACGAUCACUCGGAAGAUCGUCAAGGUCAUCCGGAACGAGGCGUACGGUGCAGCCGACGGCAUCAUGCCGCGCUGUGGCAAGCCGUGUCCGCGCUGCAAGUGUCCGUGCACCAAGGCACUGGGCCAUGCCUUCCGAAAGAAGGACACCAAGGCGCCAAGCCGAGCCUCUUCCAAGAAAGCCACGAGGGGCCAUGUCUCCACAACGGAGGACAACACGCUCCAUGACACGUACCACCAGCCGGGUGGCCUCGUUGGUGGCUACUGCGUGGAUACGAAGCAGCUGUAUGCACUGAGUUGUGCGGCUUGCGUGGUCGAGAACGACUACAUGGUCCUUUCAAGCGGCAACCGACCGUACACGGAUUUUCCAAAGGUGUACCGCGGCUGGGCCUUGCCGCGCGUGACCAAGUUCCUCCCGCUGCGCGAGUAUAUCUUUGCCAACUGCCAACCCGAGCUCGCGCGAAACCACAACAUGCUCCAGUGCGCCACCAUCCCCGCCUCGUACGCCCAUGAUCUUGGCGACAUUGAAAAGCAACUCGAGCGUUUGCUUCGUUAA